UAAUCAUGUACUAAACUCGUGAAUGAAACUGAAACCCUAAACUAUUUGCAAUAUAUUACCCUGAUGCACGUCGUUACCUGCUGCGAGCAGCGUCCGUCGCCUGCUAGUGGUUGGUGGCGAUAGAGAUGCCCCUCUUUUUUCAGGCGAGAAGACGACAGCGGAGAUCUAGGGCUCACCUUCUGGAGUUGUACUCUACGUCCUAUGUAUGCGCUGUGGUAGUACGGUUGCUCCACCACCGCCAGUUGAAGGACUCAUGCACUGAGCGUAGGACCAACAAGCGAUUGACGAUGUGUAUGAUGUUGACCACCGCACCGGGGCGCAUGAUGGCUCGGCAAGCUGCGACGAGGUCGAGCGGCUCGUCGAUGAGCGUGGGGUGCAGGAGGGAGCGGGAGCAUGGGGAGGAAUACUCUCUUUGCCAAAUGCUCAUACUUGCAUCCUAUCGUCGGUCGUCUCCACCAUCGUGCGACAGUUUCGCCUUUCAUGGCAUUGCAUGGCUUCUCUCCCUGAGAUCUCACCACCGACCCACGCGGUGGCGAGCAGCGUCUUGUUGGCCGCACCCUAGGGCUGGUGGAGCCUCCCAUCGGCCAUCUCCACCAUCGCACGACGAUUUCACCUUUCCUGGGGUUCACAUAGCUUCUCUCCAUGAGAUCUUGUCACCACUGUUCACAACCGCCGCAACAGGGAGUAGGGGAGCGACGGAAUAG
Messenger RNA from Zea mays, 704 nucleotides. RefSeq lists its product as uncharacterized. NCBI's taxonomy places the organism in Eukaryota, Viridiplantae, Streptophyta, Magnoliopsida, Poales, Poaceae. The transcript has a single exon. The record is from RefSeq and is a predicted model, not a curated record. Bases 126 to 704 code for a protein of 192 amino acids.